Molecule: messenger RNA, 2203 nt
Organism: Priapulus caudatus
Lineage: Eukaryota; Metazoa; Priapulida; Priapulimorpha; Priapulimorphida; Priapulidae
Product: serine/threonine/tyrosine-interacting protein-like
Exons: 10
Coding region: 399-1028 (209 amino acids)
Biological process (GO): regulation of ERK1 and ERK2 cascade; protein dephosphorylation; negative regulation of SCF-dependent proteasomal ubiquitin-dependent catabolic process
Cellular component (GO): cytoplasm; nucleoplasm
Molecular function (GO): F-box domain binding; protein tyrosine/serine/threonine phosphatase activity
Source: RefSeq, a predicted model, not a curated record
UUGGACGUAACAUAGACUUCUUUCAUACACGACUUCUUCAUACAUGAAGACUUCUUUCUAUAUCUAUCGUUUGGAGCACAGGAGCGGUGAAGUAGGGAUCGGGGAAGUGCAUUGAGUACACUAUAACUCAUUGUAUAAUAUACUGCGAUUAUAAUUACUGCUACAACCGCCUAUAAAUCAAAACGUAUCAAAUACAUUCAUGUGCGUGACAAGAGAAUGUACAAUGACAACAGUGUUGCGUACACAAACGUGAAACGCAUGAAACGUCAUGAAAAGUCUAGUAGUAGUAUUAUUAUCUGUGACAUGAAAAGCAAUCCAUUAUUCGAAUGAGUAAUGCUUGUUAGGCCUAAUAAGCAUUGUCAAUUAGUGAAUUACGACGUGACCCUGAUGAUACUGAUAUGGAGGAUUUUGAGUUUCCACAAAUACCAGCCACAAACAAUGCAGAAGUGUAUUGGUCGUACGAGAUGCGCAGGGACAUGCAGGAGGUGAUACCUGGGCUGUACCUGGGUCCCUACUCAGCUGCCAUGAAGAGUAAAAAGGAGAAGCUCCUUCAACACGCCAUUACGCACAUCGUGUGCAUACGACAAAACAUCGAAGCACAUUUCGUCAAGCCAAACUUCACCGAUUCCUUCAAGUACCUUGUGGUAGAUAUUGCAGAUUCGCCGACUGACAACAUAAUUCAGCACUUUCCUAAGGUGAAGCAGUUUGUCGAUGAGUGCUUAGAUAACGAUGGUAAAGCUCUGAUUCAUGGAAACGCAGGUAUUUCACGAAGCGCAGCUUUGGUCAUAGCAUACAUAAUGGAGCGUUUUGGACUGACAUACAAAGAUGCACUGCAGUAUGUGCAAUCCAAGAGGUUCUGCAUUAAUCCAAACGAUGGAUUUGCUAAGCAGUUACAGGAAUAUGAGCCUAUAUAUAGGGCUAAGCUCACUGUAGUGAAUGGACAGCCUUCCAAGCGAAAAGGUAAUUUGAAACGAACGAGAGACGAGGUGGACGACGAGGAGCAGGAAAUGCACGUCGAGAAUUCCUAGCGACGGCUGGUGCGCAAGUGACAGUCACUAUAACAGCUCACCGUACACGUGUAUGCUCACCACAACAUGUUGGAUUAAUUCAUUCACGCGUUCAGCUUCAUACGUUACAAUUUCCACGUUAUUAUGAUUUUCUAAUGUUGUCAUUCACAUAAAUAACUAUAGAAUUGUUGAGGGAGGGAUGAAGGGGUUAGGAGUAGUGUUUUCCAUCCAGGCUCUUUUUGCUCUCAAUUUAAUUAUUAUUUUUAAUGUGUAGCCAUCAUAAGAAAUGAUAGACGGUAGUUAUGCUGUUGCGAUCAAAUUUUCAUGCCGUUGUAUCUCGACGUCUGAUAGCUUAUUCAAGUGUUGGGAUCACAGUUUUUGUUCUGUUAGAACCACUAAGAAUGAAAUCACAGACAACACAGUAAGUAUUUCUUUCCUUGAAAUCCAUUGUGUGCAUUCCAUCUCACACAAACAGAUCGUGUUUUUAAUGCUAGACAGACAGGUCUGACGUGGCUGUGCUGCACUAUAAGAUGGCACUCUAUAAAUGGAAGACAACAUACUAUGUAAAUGAAAAGCACCAAAGCCAUAUUGAUUGUGGAAAUGGGAGAAUUUUUUUGCCAAAAUUGUACAUACUUCUCAUUUGGUAAAUUGUUGGUUACGUAAUAUUUUCAUCAUCAUUGAUCAUCAUCAUCAUCAUAGACCCUGUUUGGUGUGAGCAGGGAUAUAUUAAACUCACAGGUUAAUCUUGCAUGUGGUUAAAAACACAUAAAAACUAUGCGAAAACAAAACCAAAAAUUAAGCUAGCACAAUUUAACUUGAAUCUCCUGCAAUACCUCAACUGCUUACCUGUAAGGGGAGAUUAUUUUAAACAUUGGUCAGUAUUGUUCGGUACCAGAAACCCACAACCAUAGAUAUUAGAUCGUACGCUGCCAGAGUACCUUCGGGCAAUAAAACUAGUGAUGAGCUGUGUAUAGUACUGUAAUUCCAAGUACAGCAGUACUGUAAUUCCAAUCUCACUAUUAACUUGACCAAUCUGUUCAGCCAUAUUGGAAAUGCACAGUGUACAGAACUUGGUUCUAAGGUUAGAAACAUGAUAACAUAUGCAGUAUGCGUAAUAUAUAGAUCUAGCAUCUAUGCAAGCAUGUCUCGCACAGAAUAAAGACCAUUAAAAACGUUUGGCAUUACCCUGAAAAAAA